AUGGCCACCAUUCUCACAUUCCUUCUCGUCGCCACCUUCCUUCGGCCGCUUGCCACCGCCAAAUCCACCAUUGAACCCUGCUCAAACUUCGACACCUGCAGCGCUCUUGUCGGCUAUUCCCUCUACACCGACCUCAAAGUUUCCGAACUCGCCUCCAUUUUCUCCGUCGACCCUAUUUCUCUCCUCCUUGUCAAUGCCAUCGACAUCUCCUACCCCGACGUUGAAAAUCACAUCCUGCCGGCGGGACUCUUUAUCAAGACACCCAUUUCAUGUUCUUGCGUCGACGGCAUUCGGAAGUCAUCGUCCACCGUCUAUAAAACUCGUCCUUCCGACACUUUGGCAUCCAUCUCCGCCGUCAUUUACGGUGGCCUUGUGUCGGCCGACCAAAUCAAAGGGGCGAACCCCAAGGCCGCACUGUCGGACCCUUCUGUGUUGAAUAUUGGGACCAAGCUCAAUAUCCCACUUCCAUGUACUUGUUUCGAUAACAAGGACAACGAUUUGCCCACUAUUUAUAUGUCUUACUUGGUGACACCUACGGAUACGCUCAUGGGAUUAGCAGCCAGGUACGCUACUACUUUGACAGAUCUUAUGAAUGUGAAUGCAUUGGGGAGCCCUGCGAUUGAGGAGGGUGAUAACACUACUACUUUGACAGAUCUUAUGAAUGUGAAAGCAGUGGGAAGCCCUGCGAUUGAGGAUUGUGAUAUUCUGGCUAUUCCAUUGUCUGCUUGUGCCUCCAAUUUUCCAAGAUAUGCUUCAGAUUACGGCUUGUUUGUGCCAAAUGGGAGUUAUGCUAUAGCAGCUAGUCAUUGUGUGCAGUGCAGUUGUGGGCCGGGGAGUCGCAGUUUGUACUGCAUGCCGACUUCGUUGGCAGUUUCUUGUUCGAGCAUGCAAUGCAAAAGGAGUAAUCUCAUGCUCGGAAAUGUCACCUCACAGAGUACUAGUGCAGGUUGCAAAGUGACUUCUUGCAGUUAUGAUGGCUUUGUGAACGGAACCAUCAUCACCUCGUUGUCCACAUCUCUUCAACCUAGAUGUCCAGGACAACAACAAUUUCCUCCCCUCGUGUCUCCACCUAAAGCACUUCCAGAUUCAUUAUUUGCUCCGACUCAGGCUCCGGCCCCGGCUCCUUCACAUUCACCUUCACCUUCUGAGUCAGGUGGUUUUCCAAAGAAACACUCCAACCAGAAGCCUUCGGUGUUACCUUCGUCCGGUGCAGUGCUGGGAUUUCCACCCACAAAUAUACCAACUGGAAAUGCUUCUGUUGAAUCCUCUGGGACUGGCUCCUUAGUGAACCCUUUUUCUAUUAUUUCAACCACAUUUCUUUUAGGUUCUGUAUUCAAGUUUCUACUGUCACUUCCAUUUUGA
This is a messenger RNA of Fraxinus pennsylvanica, 1362 nucleotides long. NCBI's taxonomy places the organism in Eukaryota, Viridiplantae, Streptophyta, Magnoliopsida, Lamiales, Oleaceae. The record is from the annotation of a GenBank genome assembly.